This is a messenger RNA of Condylura cristata (star-nosed mole), 642 nucleotides long. It is a transcript of the gene CFAP97D1, whose product is annotated as chromosome unknown open reading frame, human C17orf105. Bases 29 to 523 code for a protein of 164 amino acids. Gene Ontology annotation, biological process: sperm axoneme assembly. The transcript has 6 exons. The record is from RefSeq and is a predicted model, not a curated record. NCBI's taxonomy places the organism in Eukaryota, Metazoa, Chordata, Mammalia, Eulipotyphla, Talpidae.
AUUGCUGAAGUGAGAUUAGGAAGAGAAGAUGAACAAUUCCCUGGAUUAUCUAGCUUACCCUGUUAUUGUGUCUAAUCAUAGACAGACCACAGCCUUCAGGAAGAAACUGGACUUUGGACACUACAUAUUUCACAAGAAUAGAAUACAAAUAGUGAAGCCAGCGGUGGACACCAAGCCUCCAAUGGCGCACACGCAUCACAUUCUAAAACUGAGCAAGCUGCAGGGUGAACAAAGGAGAAUCGACAAAAUUGAAUAUGAAAAUAAGCAACUGUGUCAGAAAAUCGCAAAUGCCCAUCGUGGCCCAGCUAAGGUGGAUUGCUGGAAUGAGUAUUUUACCAAAAGCUUAAACAGAGAAGUAAGGAACCGGGAGCUAUUGAGAAUCACUGUGGAAAACCAAGGUAUUCUGAAGAGGCUUGGUGAUCGAAAACCCCACUAUGAUCGCAGGUCAUCUGAGCUGGACUGGCAGAAUUCAAGGCGCUACAUCAGGAAUACAACAAGGUAUCUUCUCUCCGGAGACCAAUAGGUCACUCACCAUGGAAAAAGACGCAAGAAGACCUAGGAUUGCUUAGCUGCUUAGAAUUUCAAGACACGCCUAAGUGGCUGAAUGCUCUGUCUUAGUGUAUACCAAUAAAGCUUGGGACA